Messenger RNA from Leucoraja erinaceus (little skate), 528 nucleotides. It is a transcript of the gene cox7a1, whose product is annotated as cytochrome c oxidase subunit 7A2, mitochondrial. The transcript is spliced from 4 exons. The record is from RefSeq and is a predicted model, not a curated record. The coding region runs from base 140 to 388 and encodes 82 amino acids. Gene Ontology annotation, biological process: mitochondrial electron transport, cytochrome c to oxygen; mitochondrial respirasome assembly; regulation of oxidative phosphorylation. Lineage: Eukaryota; Metazoa; Chordata; Chondrichthyes; Rajiformes; Rajidae.
CUGUGCGUGAAGUCAGAGCUAUAUCCAGAGUAACGGCACCAGCUGCCUGCUGGCAGACAGACAACUAUUCCAGGAGCUCAGUGACUGAGUGCCCUUGGGCAACAAACUAGUCGAGGACGGAGCAACAACCCGAAGAAACAUGAAGUCCCUCCUGACUCUGCACCGCCUGGCCUCCAGAUCCUUCUCAACCUCUGGCAGAAGCCAAUUAAAGAACAGAGUCUUGGAGCAUCAGAAACUCUUUCAGGCAGACAACAACCUACCUGUUCACCUGAAGGGAGGAGCAGUGGACGCAGUAUUGUAUCGGAUCACCAUGGCCAUCACAGUUGGAGGUACCUUGUUCUCCUUCUACAGUUUAUUCCAGGCAGCGCUGCCAAAACCAAAGGCAUGAGGGAGCUCACCAGACACUAUCCGUUUGGGGUCCCCAUCGUAGCCCCACUGAAGUGAAGAAAACCAAGGGCAUUACUCUGCGUGUGAAAGAUGUGCGGGGAACUCUUGUGUCUCUCUUGCCAUUAAAAUGUUCUGAGAUGA